CCCCCCCCCCCCCCGAAAGCUGUAUGCUGGACUUCAGUAGCAGAGAGGCCUUAUCUCCAAACGCUGGUCAGUAUGCCUCACUGGAGGGUGGUAAGUGGAGCUGGGAAGGGUGGAGGUGGCCCUUGUAGACAGUUGUAUUUUGUGGAGGGUAAUGUUUUCAGUGUGCUUUAUUGCCAGGCAGUUUAGAUUUAUAGCUGGCUGAGGGCUGUCUAUAGCACGCAGGGUUUGCAAUAGACUUGUCAUGUCUCCUGCUGGUAGCCCUCCUUCCUCUGUAUUUGGAUACCCACUUGAGAACGUAGAUAGGAGGCAUGGCAAGAAGUACGAUCUUGUUUGUCCUAUGUGCAUGCGCAGCACAAGUCCUGAGCUUGCAGUGACUAGCUGUGAAGAAAGCCAGGAAGGAGAGAGUUUACAAAUUAACAAAAAAUGUGGAGGUUGCUGCAUGUUAGGCCUGAGGAAUAUAGUGGAAUGUGUUAAUGAAGGGUAUGAAGAACGUGUUUUGAUCCCUGCCAUUUCCAGUUCUGGAUGAAGUCCUAAUUUGUAGCAUCCCUAGCUCUUUAAGGCCUUGGCUUCAAUGGCAAUAAUAAUGGUGCAGGUAAGUGAAUGUUGAAUGUAUAUGUAAGAGCAAUUAUGUUUUUUUCUGUGUGUGGGACAUUUCUGUGGUACUUAGAUUAAAAACAUGGUUUAGUCAAUCUAGUUCUCUUGAUUAUCUAUUUAUUGUAUAUAAAAGUUAAGCCUAUGACUUCUUUCCCUCUGUGCAAAGCUAGACUAGAGGGAACAAAAUGUGUGAAAAUUAGUGGAUCAAUGUCUAAAUUUUUCCAGUGGAGAAAUGCCUUGUAUAAAGUAGCCCUGCAGCUAACCCUGUUUUAGAAACUUGGUGGGGAGGUUCUGACCUAUUGACUUGCGUUGAAACAGCUGAAGAGAGUACUUGUUCAGAGUGGGCAGCCAUCAACUCUGCAUCUCAUUUAAUGUGUCCAACUGGCUAUUGGGCUGUUUUGUCAGAUCUUAAAAAUGUUGAUGGUGCUUCAGUUGUCUCCCUGUGAUAGUAUAUAGUGAUUAAACAUCCACCUGCCAAAGAAAUUAUAACAAAACCCUCACUUGCAGAAUUUUUUGGCUGGCCGUUGUAUCCAAGCUAGUAUACUGGAUGUGGUGUGUGUAUUCUCAUGCUGUUCUGGAUGUUAGUACCAUUUCAUAGGCAAGGAGCUAUGGCAGAGGGAAAUCAAGUUACAUGGCUCAAGUCAGGUAGGGAGAACCUGACAGGGCUGGAAACUGAGUCCAGAUAUACUGAACACUGCUUUGGUGUCCUCAUCAUGAAGGCUAUAUAUAUAUGUGUGUGUGUGUGUAUAUACAAAUAUAUAUAUAUAUAUAUCUUUUUUUUUUUUGGUGCUGAAAAUUAACAGGCUGAGUAAGUGAUUGUUCCUUCAAAACUCUGCUGUCCUCGGGAAUAGCUGCUCUGAAUAUCUAGCUUGUCUUUGAUUUUUCUGGUGCCAGGACACUUGGAGUCCUGGCACCAGAGAGCACAAAGAUCAUGAAAGCCUCUAAAAGUUGCUGGACUUUAUGUAGCCCAUGCUACUUAUGUAGCAUAUACAUAUGUAUAUGUUUAUCUAUAUGUAUAUAUGUAUGUCAUAUGUCAUCAAUAUGAUUUGUAUAUUUUCUCUGCAGAAGACUUCCAGUAGAGCUUGCUAAGCGAUCACUAUUGAGCUGUGUAACCUCUUCAGACCAUUUCCUCUAUAACUUUCUACCAUUCCUACUGUAAUGUUGGGAUUGGAUUGAAUAAUAUUAGUCACAAGUGGCUAAAGCAUGGGUAAAAUGGAAUGCCCUAGGAAAGGGAAACUAGAAAUGCAGGUGGUAUGCACAUCAAGUGGAAAGCUUGCCAGCUAUGAAUGCUGUUUUAAAGAUGUGUUUGGGAAGGCUUGUUCUUUCCUCUUUCUGUGUUGUGGUUCACCCUUCAGCUGCGGGGAGGAGUACCCAGGUUGCUGCAGCAGUCUCACAACCUUAAGAAUUGAGACUCAAAUCAGAAUUGCCUGUGAAGUGGAACAGUUAUGCAGAAGUCACCUCAUACAUCAUGUGGCACUGUCCUUCCCUAGGGAAGAAGGAAAGGGAACAUGUGCUGGUAGGAUUAUAACUUAAGAAAAACAAAGCAAAAGAGAAAAAACCCAAACCAAUCCAGCUAUGUUUGUUUAUUGCUGUUGAACAAGGUGUUGGUUGGAACCAGCGUAAACUAGCUGUUUUAGUGCCAAGCCUUUUCUGUUUAUAAACGUGAUAAAUUUAUGGUGUUUAGGCUCAAUGGGGAAAAUCUGGUGUAUUGAAGGAAUGCUAUGGGAUAUCUUCUGGAGGGAACUUUUUCACAUGUAAUUGACUACUCUGUAUUCCAAAGGCACUAAAAGAAAGUUUGUUUAGGGGAAAUAUCUUUUUCUUUUUGUUUGCUUUUUAGUAUUUACUAGAGUGUGAGAGUCAUCUCCAGAAGAAGCCUUUUGCCAGGAUCCAAAAAAAAAAAAGGAGUGGUCUUUGUAGGGGCUGAGAGAAAUGACCAUUCGCCUUGGGGCUAAUCCCUGAGCAAGCCACCUCCAAAAAGCUGGGCUGGGAGUCCUCUCUGUCUGGGAAGCAAUUGGCUGGCUACUUUCUAUCAAAUCCCUUUACUUACGUAAACAGUAAAUUGACAUCUUAUUUUCUGACUUCCUGUGAGUAUCCUGAAAUGGUGCUCUAUCCACAGCACAGAAAUAGCUAAUAGUUGAAUUAAUGUGACUUAUGAGCUGGUGAGGAUGGAUCUGAAUUGGUUUGGAUGGGAGGGAUUUGUGGAGGGCCUUGUCUGGACCGUGCUGCUGAGACCAUGUGUUUCUGACCAAGGGAUGGUGUCAAGGGGGAUUAUAAAUCUACAGAAGUCUCUUUACUUUAAUGGCCAUUUGCUGAAUAACUCAUUUCUUUGAGCUCUGCAGGACAGCUCUGAGAUUCUUCCCUUCCCAUCCGACAAAAAAUUUAAUUGUGCAGAGGAAACACAAUGUAUCAAUGCAUCACAUUAAAGACAUGGAUAGAUGGAGGUUGCUUUUGCUCUGUUUAGAAUAGCCCCUGCACACAACUGUAUCUGGAAAGAUGAAGCAUCAUUUUGAUAGAUGUGACACUUUAUCUUUGCAAGAGUGAUAUAUCAUAAAUGAAACUUGAGCUAGGCUAUUUUUUACUACUAUUCACAUUGUUCCAAGUACCUGCUAAUAUGUCCCAUAACUGCCAAUGGUUCUCUGGAUGAAAACAGCAAUGGAGCCUAUUGGAAGCUGUAAGAGGAAAGGAAAUCCAUACUGGCAAACCAGACCUGAAUCCUUUCCAACUUUGCAGCAGUUCUGAUCCGAAUCUCAAUUUCCCGGUCCAGCCCAAGGAUAAGUUCUUGUCAGUGUAAAGUACUGUUAUGAGGCUGCCCAGAACAUAAAGGAGUAAUUCAUUUCUUGCAAAAAAUGCAGGCAUCUUCAUUGGUUACAAUUAUCCACUAUGCUUAUCCUUAAACUAAAAAGUAUCUCCAGCAGAAGGGUGGCCUAUGACAGUGGCAGCUUGCUUCUGCAUCAGCUUGCACUGGUGUUUGCCUCAAAGCUAUUUGAGCAAAGCUGCAUGUGUAGGAAAAAUAGGGGCAACAUACUAGCAAAAUAAUUUCCAUAGCAGUAUGACCUGGCUCUCAACAGGGAGGUUUUUGGAGUAGAGCUCCAGUGGUUUAUCACUAGGACCUGCAGCUCUGCCUCCCAUAAGGAGCCAGCAAGAAUGAAACAUCCACCGAGAAACGUGAACUGAUUCUAGGACAAAAAUGCUUUGGAGAAAGAGGGUUAAACUUAAUUUGUGGGCCUGGAAGGUGCAGCAACCUCAAGCUGCUGUGUGGUGUAACAUCUAAUCACGUAUUAGAAGAAAUUGCUUUUUGCCUCUGCUUCUCCCACUGCAAUGGUUAUGCACAUUCUCAUUUAUUCACGGUCAGUUUAGGCCUAUUUGUAUUGCAAGCAUUGCUCUUCACCAAUACAUUAAGAGGAGAAAGAGCUCUUGAAACAAAAGAGCAGUUAAGUUUUCCCCUCAGCUUUCACUUUAGCAGGUUUAAACAAUCUUGGUUUAGUCUACUCAUACUCUGGGUUAGCUAUGUCUAUGAUCAUCCUUCAAAUCCUUCUCUACAGCUCUUCAAGGCUGAGGUUUCUCUUGGACAUGUGCAGCCAGAGCUGUACAGAUGGGAUCUCCUGUGGGCCUGGUGCAGUGGCUUACAUCUUCCCUUACCUCUAAUGCACACCAUGACUGUGUUUGCCUUUUUUCACUUGCUUCAGAUAGUUAUCCUGCUAAAUGCUAGUACACUUGGAUCUCCCUCCUUCCCUCUUAUUAAAUGAUGAGCUCUCAGCUUGAAUCCAGAUUAAUUAAUCUCUCUAUACAGGUCUAUGUGCCUGUGGGCUGACAUGUUUCCCCAAGAUCUUACAGCCAAAAAAAAAAAAAAAAAAAAAAAAAAAAAAGUCUGCUUGUAAGUCUGUGCUUCCUUAGGAAUUUCUGUCUCCUGGAAUUAGAAAACCAGCACUUCUUCAGGACCCUCCUUAUGGCUGACCCUUUUCUCUUGAAAGCAUUUUAUAACACUGUUCUUUCAAUCUUGAAGCUCCUGGCCAGUAGAAAUAGGUUUUACUUCUGACAGAAAUAACACUGAGGAACCUCUAAGCUGGCCCUUAUUUGCCAUGCUCUUCUGUGUGUGAGAGAGAAAUUGCUUAGAUCUAGUAUUAUUUUCCUGCUUUUUCCUUCAAACAGCCCCUCAAUAUAAUCAUAUCAAUACAUGCAUAAAGGAGAUGCCAACAUCCCACUGUUAUUACUGAUUACUAUGCCACAGACAUCAACACUUACAGAAUUUACCAUGCUCCUAUUUACUGCACUAGGAUUGUUAGCUCCCGCCCACCUUACUGCUUUUAGAUGCUUGACAAAAGCAAGUUGCUUUUUUCCCCUCCCUUGGAACUGCCUAUAGUAAAGAAUUUACUGUGCCUCCUCAUUUCCCUCCUUGUCCUAGAGGUCUCCAGAAGAGACCAUACCUGUGUUUCCAGUGCUCUAAGCCAAAGGCAUCUUUUUCUCUUAGUCAUCUUAAGAUAAAACUAAGUAAAGAAGCAAAGGAUGAAAACCUGCUUUUCCUCACUGCAAGUCACUGCUAUCAGAUCUUUCCAUCAGUAAUGCAGUACAGUGGCAGGGGUGCUGGAUAAUCCUUACACAGCUUUGUGACUUCUCGGUAUGCAUUAAUAAAUUAGCAUGAUGCUUCUUUUUAUCCUUUGAGCAAUGUGAUUCCAGGGAAGUUUUUCCCUCUCCCAAAACCUUAGUUGAGUGUUAUUUUCUUCUCCAGUGUGCUGUCUGGGACAGUCACUACAGCACUAGUACUUCUCUACUGCAAUACAGUGGUGCAUUCAAGAGCUGGGGCCCAGGUGAGAUGGAGGCAGUACCUGCUGCUCUCCCCUGUUCUCCGCUUUAUCCAUUAAUGUCAUUCUGAGAUGGUCCUCGGUGCUACUCAGGGCAUGCCCCCUCUGAGACCAAAAGGCCAGUCAAACACAGGGUGAGAUAAAGUAAAAAAGCAUUGAGUUUGCUGACUUUUGUCUAGCAAUCAACAGUGAUUUUUAUCAGGAACCCACCUCUAUAAUGUCUCUAACACCAAAUGCAGCCUGUGAGAUUGGGGCAGGCAGACUGCUCUUCCUGUGUUAAGAUGCUUGCAUUGCCUGUGACCAUGCAAAGCUAACUGGGCCUGUGGCCAGUGCUAUGAUGUAUCCUAUGGCGCAUCUCAGGUUUUAACCUCUGGGAAUGAGAAAGGACUGCUGAUCUGCAAGAUGUCACUUGUGAAUAACUGAAUGAACUGCAUUGGGAAAGGCUGACAUAUUUGGCAAGUACAGGAUCAAUGUGAAUACAAAUAGGAUGGCAUAGGCCAGAACAGGAGCAGAUGCCUCACAGCAUGUAUGUACCUACAUUUGUAUAUGAUAACCCAAAGCCCCUGAUGCUAUAGCAGGUACAGUACAGGCAGUUCUUCCAUAAAUUCUAGUAUCAGAGGCAGCUAGAGGGAAGGCAGGAUGCAGGAAGGAACAAUAUGAUGAUAAUAUGCUUUCCUGUGGGUGUUACAAAAGGCAGGAGCUCUUUUGGAGGACUGUGUGUUUGCAUCUGAAGGGAGGGAGGGUUUCAGGAGAGGGCCAGAGACUUAGAGAACCCGAACAGAAAGCUUGUUGCAUGAGGACUGACCAGGAGAUGAAUGGAGGCUCACCUGAGCCACGUAGCAUUUGUAUGCCCCUCUUUUGUGGGCAAGAAGCAGCUGGUACCUAAGAGGCAGUGCAGGGGCUGUGCUUGCCACAGCUCCGAAGAUGCAGAAAUGCACAGAGGCAGGCAGAAUUUUUUAUCAUCUAACUCUGAGAUCAGCAAGAGCCCUUUAAGGAUGAGCAAGACAUGUGGCAUAGACACUGCCCAGUGUAAACCCAGCAACCACGUGAACUCUACCCGAGGUGGGCAGUGCCAGAUUGGCAUAGAUAAAUCCUCCCAAUGGCAGAGGCAAUCUGAUUAAAUUCGCUGGCUCCCACCCACUCUGCUCCCCUUUCCCUUGGGAUCAAUGAGAAGAACCUGUCUCCAAGCACAAGAUUUUGGGGUAUGUGUCACGGUAAGAGAUGCUUGACAGCAGAAAGACCAUCUCACGCUGACUUCUCUCUGGAGUGCUGCAAUGUCAAGUGAAGUAACCUUCCAAGCUGACUCUGGUGCAGAGGUAUUUUGGCUUGCUUUGUUAUUGCUGAGAGCUCUCUCUGUCUUUCUGUAUUCCUGAUCUCUGGCUCUCAUCAGUCCUCUUUUUCUUGGGCUGGGAUGUGUUCUGUCUUUAAUGCAUCAGGAAGUAAUACACAAUGAGGAAACUCUUGUCUGUGCAUCAGAGAGAGAAUUAUUGACUGAGUGCUGAGCAGUCAAGUUAUUGAUUCAAACCAUAGCCCAGUCUCUCUGUCUGCCGCUCGGAGUGGCUGGUUACGUCCUUCUGGUUCACUGCAUUUAAUCGGAUUCCCUGAGCCGCCAAGCAGAGGGGGAGAGUUAGGACCAAAUCCAGCUACAAUGUUCGCUUCAAAAUCCAACUCCGUAUCCCCUUCUCCAUCCAUGGAACAGGCAGAUUCAGAUGCUCUGGACAUCAGCACCAAAGUGCAGCUGUAUGGAGUGCUCUGGAAGAGACCCUUUGGGAGGCAAUCAGCCAAAUGGUCCAGGAGGUUCUUCAUCAUUAAGGAAAGUUUCCUGCUCUACUAUGCUGAGAGUGAGAAAAAGAGUUUUGAAAGCAAUAAAUACUUCAAUAUCCACCCCAAGGGUGUCAUACCUCUGGGAGGCUGCAUCGUGGAACCCAAAGAAGAGCCCAGCAUGCCUUAUGCCAUAAAGAUCUCCCAUGAAGACUUCCAUGGCAACAUUGUUCUAGCAGCUGAAUCGGAGUUUGAGCAGGCUCAGUGGCUGGAGAUGCUACAGGAGUCUGGAAAAGUGACCUGGAAGAAUGCCCAGCUGGGAGAAGCAAUGAUCGAGAGCCUGGAAGCCCAAGGACUUCAGCUGGCCAAGGAGAAACAGGAGUAUUUAGAUAAGCUGAUGGAAGAAACAGAAGAGCUGUGUCUGCAGAGGGAACAAAAAGAGGAACUUGAGCGUCUAAACCAGGUAUUGGAAGCAGAAAAGCACCAGUUUGAAGAGGUAGUGCGGGAGCUGCGGCUGGAACAGGAACAGAUCAGACGGGAGCUAGAGCUCACAGCCCACUCCCUUAAAGGAGUGGAGGAAGAAAAGAAAGAGUUGCGAAGCCUGACACAGUCUUUACAGAAAACCCUGGAGGAGCUCUCGGUGGAAAAGCAGCGAACACUGGAGAUGCUGGAAGAGAAUGAGAGCCAGCUCCCACCUCCAACCAGCCCCAGCAAAGAGCAAAGCCCCAGCUGGGGACUGCAUUGCAGCCUGCAACAGAUCGAAGAGAAGAUGCAGCAGCUGCUGGAGGAGAAACUCCUGGCAGAGAAGAGGAUGAAGGAGAAUGAGGAGCGGUCCCGAGCCCUGGAGCAGGAGCGGGAGUUUUAUUCUUCCCAGUCACAAGCACUGCAGAACUCGCUCUCGGAGCUGACUGCAGAAAAGCAGCAGACGGAGAGAGACCUCAAGGCUGAAGUGAAAGUGCGCAUGGAUCUGGAGAAGAGACUGAGGGAAGCUGAGGAGGCACUGCAGAGCUUGGAGCAAGGCUUAAAUUCUCUGGAUCGCAACCAGGAGAAAGAGGAGAAAAUGAAAGCAGAUGUCAGUAACUUGAGAAAGUUCUUUGAAGAGUGCAUCCGCAAUGCUGAGCUGGAGGCCAAGAUGCCUGUGAUCAUGAAGAACUCCGUGUACAUCCAUAAGGCUGCCACUCGACGCAUAAAGAGCUGCCGCCUCCACUGCCGGAGAGCUAGUGCUUCAUGGAAUGAUUUGAAGCAGUCCCAGUCCUUCAUCUUUUCCCAGGCAGAAGCUGAUAGCAUUCAGGAGCUGAAGGAAGCAGCCAAAAGACUGAGCCGGGACCAGCGCUUCCGGGAAACUCUCUAUCAAAUCAUGAGGUCGCAAAAAGAUUCUGCCUCAGGGGAUGAAAAGUGACCAUUAUUGGGAGGGAGCUUCUGAUCUCAACUUGCCAUUCAGCUCUGCAAAAGUUAAGUCAUUUGGCAUGGGGUCAGAAAGGAGAUUUGCCAUUUGGUGAGGAAAGCAGGGGAAAGUUGUGUGUAAGCAAUUCCCUCAGUAGACAGUGACUUUGCUUUAGUUUGAAUGCUCCUGGUAGCCUGGCAGCCCUGCUCUGCCUUUCACUCCACAUCACACCCAUUGCUUCAGCUGCUUAUGUUAGGCUACGUUUUGCCAAGAUACCACAGUCAGCGUUAAAGUGAACUACAGACCUUAGCACAGAGAGUGCCUCUUCCUUUCUUUCCUGUCUAGUUUGUCUGCCAAACACAAGUGCUUCUGAGAAACUUUAUUAGCCUAUGGUCCAGGUAGACACAAUCAGACACAGCUUACCUGUUCUGCCCGAUCCCCUGCAAGGAAUGGCAUGCUGCAAUUAUGAGUGCCAAUUAUUAGCUCCAGUUAUGAGCGCUUUGAGGAGCAUAUUUCCUGAAGACUGCAGCAAUCCCAGCCUCCCAAGCACAGGCAAUGAUGUCAGACACAGCACAGCCUCCUGAUGCGACAGCAUUUCAAGCAAAUGAUAGCAGUGCAAGAUGGAGACAACCUGAUAAUGCUGUAAAUUUGGCCCAAAGAAGGAUCAUAUGUAGAGAAGAGCUUUUAGGUAACUCAGCAGCUUUGAUGCAAACUGGAGGGGGGUUGUGUUGUGCUGCCUGUGCCUUCUCACACCAGGGCAGUUGGCUUUGUCACAGCCAGAGAAGGAGCAGAGUUGUGUGGAGAAGGUGUUACCUACAGACAGACUCAGGGUGGAGGAGCCUUUGAUUCAGCUCUGGCUUCCUCAUCUUCUCUGGAAAACCAACCUUAGGAGAGGUGGGUGAGGAGUGCCCAGCAGUGAAACCCACUGCUACUUUGAGAAUUAAACGUUGUCCCCAGCAAGCUGUGAGGCAGUGCAGCUGUGGAGGUGCAGGAAGCCACCCCUGUGUGUGCUGUGGUAAAUAGCCCAUAGCCAAGGCUUUGUACUGCUCUCUACCAGUCCUCUUAAUGGCAGCCUAGGCUAUCUUGGUCAAACCUGGACCUCUGGCAAAUCAAGCAAUAGUCAGGCUGGAAUAGGAGAGGCGCUUGCACAGCUUAUUCAGAGCGGGGGUCCUGGCUGGCCUCCGUCCAUUUCCAAGUGCUCACCAUGUGGUUACUACUGCAGGGGAGGAUUCGCCCUGCUUGUGGUUAUCUUGUACGCCAGAAAAGAGGAAUCAUUUUAUUGUGCAAACCUUACAGCCUCUCCCACCUUCUUUAAGCAAGUAGCUGGCCUAUUAAUUAUCCAUGCCAUAGUAACAGCACUGUUCAGUGCUUAUAGAUCACGUGACAAGCAUGCUCAGUAGAGUGACACCGUUAUCCCUGAGAUAUAAAUUGAGAAACAAGGUAUAAAAGAUACAAAGGUGACAAAGUUAGCAGCAGAGGUACAGAUAAGGCUCAGGGGCUCUUAAGUGCAGAUUUACUGGGGCUUUGGGGGUGGGCUGCAUGCCUCACUAGUACCCUGGGUAUUGCAUAUACCCUCUGUGUCAAGUGACCCUGGGGUGGCUGCUUAGCCACCCGUGCAGACCGUGUCACUGCCCAGCCUCAGGGUUUGGCUUCUUGCCACCUAGGUCGCUUCCUACCACUCCAGUGCUGUUUCUGGGGAGGAAUUGGGGACGAGGCUGGGGAGGGAGCCCUGAGCUGCCCGCCAGGGGAGAGGUGGCGGAGCGUUCAGGGAGGGCACGCCGCCCAGAAGAGCGCGCCGAGAGCCCCCGGCGGGCACAUGUGGCCAGAGGAAGAGCACUGAAGACAUGGCCUGUGUGUUACUGUUCACGUCAAUCAGUUACUGACUUCUGACAGGCAACAGGAUGUUUUAAGCAACCAGAGGGUCCAGCACUGGAGGCUGAUGUUUUGUAGUGACAAAGGAUGUGGUAGGAAAAGGGAAACUUGCAUCUCCCCUUAACACUCCUGAUCCUUCUGUGUUUUUCACUCAUGUUUGCCUGCUAGAAUGCCACAGGCAAAUUCUUGCUCCUACAGGGCUAAAUAGCUAUUAGAAAACCAUCCAGAGCCUGUUUUCCCCUUUACACCUUCCUAUCAACAUCUCUGGUUAUUUUCCAGUUACAAGAUCUUUAUUAUGUAAUGCUGGAAGGGACAGAAAACAAGUACAGCCAGGGAACACAUCUGUAAUUCAGACAGUUAAGAAAAUCACCUUGAGACUUGUGUAUGCAGCACCUUUGAUCUGUUACCAUCAAAUGCCACCAUAUCGGAUUUAUAGAGGUAUUGUACUCAGGAGAUAGCCAUAUGCGCUCUUCCUUUACUGUGCAUCUUGACAGCAAUAAAUAAAUAAAAAUUACACUAA
Messenger RNA from Dromaius novaehollandiae (emu), 10930 nucleotides. It is a transcript of the gene PLEKHD1, whose product is annotated as pleckstrin homology and coiled-coil domain containing D1. The transcript has 13 exons. The coding region runs from base 7042 to 8553 and encodes 503 amino acids. Lineage: Eukaryota; Metazoa; Chordata; Aves; Casuariiformes; Dromaiidae. The record is from RefSeq and is a predicted model, not a curated record.